Molecule: messenger RNA, 1763 nt
Organism: Bactrocera oleae (olive fruit fly)
Lineage: Eukaryota; Metazoa; Arthropoda; Insecta; Diptera; Tephritidae
Molecular function (GO): protein binding
Source: RefSeq, a predicted model, not a curated record
UUUAAUUUUUUUAAUAAACCUGACAAAACUAAAAAAGUUUGGUUUAUUUUAUAUUUUUUAUACAUAAUUUUUUAUAUAAAAUAAUUUCGUCCAAAUAGUUUUUGCAACCUUUUUGGCAAUUUUUGGCACAAUAAACCAAAAUAAAAAUCAGAUUCCACGACAACAUCCAAUAAAACAUAAUAAAAAGUAAGCGCUACCAGAAUGGCAGUGGGAAGAUCUUAUUUGAAGAAGGUCAUGGCUGACGUUGAUGUCGAGCAUAUGACGCUGACUGAAGCGAAACGCGGUCACCACCAACUUUACCAUGCUCUCUUAUCCGAGCUGUGCUUCGAGGGCUGCAUGACUUGCGCCAAGUACUUCGAGUACUUGGUGUGUGAGGAGAAUGCGCUCAUCAAAGAUAAAUUCAUCAAAAAACGCAUGUGGGUGAAUAAGGUGGCAUUGCUGAAGUUAUAUGAAAUAUGCAAGGCAGCCGAGGUAGUGUCUAAGUUGAAAACUUGCCUCAGCAAAAAAUCUACCUACGAACUUAUCUAUCAGGCUUUGAAUAUAGCGAGAAAUUUAUCCGAUUCUUUUCAUUGGUUUACGAAGAGCUUCCUUGAAAUAAUCAUCGAAAUAGCCGAUUCGUUCGGCUUGAAUGAUGUGCUAUGCUGCGAAUUGCGUGCGAAGAUUUAUACGCAUUAUGCCGUGUUUCACAUGAGUGGCAGAGCACAUAGUUUUAAAAGAGAAAUCAAAUACUUCGAGAAGGCGUUAUCGCUGAGUCGCGCUCAAGACUGGCGUACCGAUAACAUUACACCCGUGUUUGAUGAGCAAAAUUUACAUGAAUUUGUUGGUGUAACCUUUGCCAGCGUUCUCUUCAAAUCCGCAAAGGCAUUUAUACAUAGCAACCCAAAACUCGGCAUUGAACAAGCUGACCGAUCUAUCAAAUGUAUAGCCGAAGUUGGUGAAAUGAAGUUGAAAAUUUUAGUCGCGAAAGCUAUAUUGGUCAAAGCGCGCCUGCUAAUAGAAAUCAGCAAUUACAAGGAGGCCAUGAAACAUUUAAGAUCCGCUGAACGUUAUUUGACGGGCGAGAAGAGCAGUGAAUUUCAGAAAGUGAGAUGUGAGAUAAACAUUUGUAAAGGCGUGUGCUAUGAAAAUUUGGGCUACACAUCCUAUGCUAUGGCCAAACUGCGAUUGGCAAUUUUAUUAGCGCGACAUUUGGAAUUGGGUAAACUACUUGGCUUAGCAUUGCUGCAAGUGGCAAAAAUAUAUAUGAAAACUCCAAGCAAAUAUCAUUUAGCCGAGAAUGCGCUUAGAGAGGCACGUGACACAUUCCAAGACGGAGAAGAGCCGGAAAACAAGCGAUAUGUCAAAUAUAUGUUCGCCUUAUUGCAAACCAUCUCGAAUGAGAAAACUUACAUAGACAUUAUUAAGAAUUCACAGUUUAAUUUUUGUGAUUUGCAUAAAUUACGCAAAUGGAAGAAUCAAGCGAAGCCAUUUUGGAAGCGACGAGGUACGAUCAACUUCAUCAAGUCGUUCACAACUCUAAGUCUUUUGAGUCUUGUCACCUCCAAACUGCCUUCGGAUGUAAGCGAAGAGUCCGAAGAACCAACUACAGAGGCUAAAAGGUCUGAGUCGGAGUCGGAGGAAACGGGUAGUGAUCCGAUCGAGUGUCUACUACGUGAGUUUAAGUGAGUACUUAGAAGUAUAGUGUACAGUAUAGUAUAUGGUAUGUGAGUGAAGUGUGAAUUUGAAACAAAAUCACAAGAAAUAAAAACAAAAUUAUAUCCAAA